AUGGUUCUAGAUUUUUUUAUAACAGAUGAAGAAGUCAGUAAUUUUGUGAAUUCAUACAAUGACUCAACAACAGGCUUUAAGGAAUGUAAUCAGUUCAAGGCAGGUGACAAAGUACGUUCAAAAUCAAGAACUUCCAAAAUGGAUGUGACUGGUGUAUUUGGAAGCGUCUGCAGACACGAAUCACCAGUAUUGUUCAUGAAUAUGCAACAUGGAGAGAGGUUGGUCUACUCAGUGCUACUCCUGGAUAAAUUGUUAAAUGUACCUGCCUCCAAAGACCAAAAGUUAAAUGAAACAUAUGACAUUGCCUGUGUUCUGUUUUCACACCUAAAUGUGGAGUUUAAUCCAAGAAGAACCACAGGAUUUGGACUGACCGAUGGUGAAGGUAUUGAAAGAUUAUGGUCAUAUCUAAGGUGUUUUGCAAAAAUAACUAAAGAAAUGACACCAUCCCACCGAGUAGAUUUACUAACUGAUGCCCUGCUACAUUAUGCUAAGCGGAAAGAGAGAAACAUUGGGAAGCAUAGUAAAGCAGUAUCUAUUUUGAAGAAUACUGAGAAGGAGAUUGGUGAUAAAAUCAGCCUCAUCAAUAAAGUCAUUACAGAAGAGACAAUUCAAGAAUGGAAGAUUGAAGAAAAGGCUACUUUGUGCUCCAAGGCUAAGCCUGUUAAAGCUACGUGGGAAGAGAUUUAUGUUGAACAGCUGCAGAGACUGAAUUCAUUAAGUGAGUGUAUACAAGAAGACAAGGAUCCAGAUUUAAUUGAGCAGUAUACUAGACUGCAGAAAUUUGUUGCAUGUUUAGAGAAAGCAAAGGGAAUCAGCAAAAGAUGGCACAAAGAUGAGGUAAAAUAUAUAUCUGCGAAUGAUGUCCUUCAAAGAAGGUGCCAAAAAAACAUCCUUGACAAGAUGAGGGAAGGAGCUCAAGAACGGAUGUUUCUUUUGGACUUGAAAAAGAAGUAUUAUGAUGGUCAGGCAGUUGCAAAGAGAUUUUGUGGUCAAGUUAACAGGUCAAGUUAACAGGUCAAGUAACAAUCUAAAGAAGUUCUUGCUAAGUUUAAAGCAUUUGGUGGAAAUGACAAUACAACAUUUGCUGAUCUUUCCAACCCGGAUGGCAACAUCUACCUUCCAGCAUGUGAGACCUCUGAAGUACCAUUGAUCCAGAAGAGGGAGAUAAUUAAGCUGUCUUUCUUAAAAGAAAGAGCACAGGAGGAAAUUUUUUUUGUAGAAAGAGAGAUG
Anneissia japonica is the source of this 1230-nucleotide messenger RNA. RefSeq lists its product as uncharacterized. Bases 1 to 1011 code for a protein of 336 amino acids. The transcript is spliced from 11 exons. Lineage: Eukaryota; Metazoa; Echinodermata; Crinoidea; Comatulida; Comatulidae. The record is from RefSeq and is a predicted model, not a curated record.